Molecule: messenger RNA, 1179 nt
Organism: Octopus sinensis (East Asian common octopus)
Lineage: Eukaryota; Metazoa; Mollusca; Cephalopoda; Octopoda; Octopodidae
Product: heparan sulfate glucosamine 3-O-sulfotransferase 1-like
Exons: 2
Coding region: 1-1053 (350 amino acids)
Molecular function (GO): [heparan sulfate]-glucosamine 3-sulfotransferase activity
Source: RefSeq, a predicted model, not a curated record
AUGGAGAAGCUGACUGUUAUAUUUAUUUCUUCACCCGAUCACAAAGCCGCAUCUUCUUUGGACAGCGGAGUUGCUGGAUACAUGAAAAUCUACAUUAGCUACCUGCUUUCACGUUUGUGGAGUAUCAUGAAAUUUCGAUAUGGAAGCAUCUAUAUUUGGCCGAUAGCCAUCGUAUUUUGUAACCUGUUGGUUAUAUUAUCCUAUUAUGCUCUAGCGAUUUCGAAGGUCAAAAUGACUCCGACCUACAUGAACCAGAAAAUCAUGAACUGUGAUGCGAAGCGACGACUACCCAGCUGUAUUAUUAUAGGUACACCGAAGUCGGGUACGAAAGCAUUACUUGAGUUUAUUGGGGUACAUCCAUCUGUUGUCGUUGCCGAGGGAGAACCGAAAUUUUUCCACAGGGAGGAUAACUUCCAGAAAGGGAUGAAUUACUACUUGGAGAAAAUGCCUCUGUCUUGUCCUGAUCAAAUCACUAUAGAAAAAUCACCGGAAUAUUUCUACAGUGACAAAGCACCGGUUCGGAUAAAAAAAAUGAACAAAACUAUCAAGUUGAUUUUGAUUGUUAAAAAUCCCGUGGAUCGUUCUAUAUCGGAAUACAUCCACCGACGAUACUACCACAACAUAAAGGAGGCAAAACACACCUUUGAAGAGCUUGUUUACGAUGAUAAAACCGACAAACUCAAGACGUCAUAUUACCCGAUUAUGAGAUCACUUUACUCUCGAUAUGUCAUUCGCUGGCUGCAACAUUUCCCCUUAAACCAGAUCCACGUGGCAGACGGUAGCAAACUGAUUGUAGACCCAUCAGAAGAGGUGCUCAAAGUUCAAGAUUUUCUCGGUCUAAAGAGGGUGAUUUCCAAGGACAACUUUAUAUAUAAUAACACCAGGGGAUUCUACUGUUUGUUAAUAGACUCUGAAUCGAAAUGUUUGCCACCAAAUAAGGGUCACCGAAACGUAAGCACAAGCAAGGUAAUAGCAAAACAAAUGGCUAAAUACUUUAAACCAUAUAACGAUAUGUUUUUCCAGUUAAUAAAUAAAACUCUAUCUUGGACUUAAAUAAAAUAUAUACAGCAUGAAAACAAAACUAGAAUCAGGUGAAAAAAAAUGAGAAAGCCAAGAAGAGCAACAAACACUUUAGCGAAAACAAAACAAAUGAAUAAAUAUAGACUAUUUUUGAAAUUA